CCUCUCUUCUCUCUUUCUCUGUCUUUCUGUCCCACUCUGCUUCUCUUUCCCUUUCUCUCGGUGGCUACUCUCGAUGCCCUCGACAUCUCUGCGGAAGUCGCGUGUAUGAAGGUUUUUCGCGUACGUGGACAUCGUCGGCGACGGACGCGAAGUGAUUCGUAUAUUAGAAUGCCAUUGCCGGGGAUACAAAUCUUGCGCGUCAUUAUGCAAUAGAUGUGCAGCUGACCGUAGAGAAGUGUCGUCUCCUCUUCUGCUCUUUCGACAACGAGGACGGCGGUAAUGCUGCGCGGCAUGUUUGUAUCUUUGUUUUCCGAUACCGUGCCACGACGAGGAAACGUUGCCGCUACCGUUGCCGUUGCCGCCGCUCAUUUGCUUUUCUAUAUUUCGCGACGGAUAAUCACGUGGGAAUGCGUCAGCCGAUGCUAGGCGUACCUGUUAUUAAUCUUUGUAACGCGUAUAUUCGGUAGUGUUGUCUAGUGUACCUAUGUAUGUGGCUCACUUUUUUCCGGUAUCGUGGCGUUCGAAACUCGCACCACCUUUUCGAAUGUAAUUUUUCUUAUUCGUUCGGUUCUCUGCACCUAAUUCCGUUCCUUGAAGCUUUCCUCAGAUUGUUUCACUUCAAACUUCUUUCACGUCAACGUUUUCCAGUUCCGACGCGCACCGACUUUUUUAAUAACGCGUUAUUAUCGUUCACCGGCAGUCUCUUACCGCUUCGGAUUACACGACGUUCGAUGUUCGCCGCUCGAAACUAGUGAUCCAACGCUGGAGCAUACAUAAUAUCCCCGUGGGAAGAACAAGCUCUCUCGCAUUUCUGACGUUCCUCUAAUGUUAUCUCGCGUGCUUGGAUACUGCUUUGGCAAGAAACCUUACUCCGAGUGCUCUGCGAUUUUAAAUAUGCUUCCAUUGAGCACGCGAAAAAUACAAGAUUAGUUAAUGUCAUCGAUUGGCUUCAAAUGUAUCAGUGGAGAAACUAACCAUUAUGGAUACAGAAAAGACUGUUGAAACAACAUAGUGUUGUUGAGAAAUGAAUAAAACAUAAGGAGGAUUACAAGAAGAAAGAAGUAAAUCAUAAAGAAGACGCUGAUCUGGGCAAUAAGGAUAUAUAAUAAAAGCACAAGACAAUAUAUUAGUAAUGGAUGAAUGGGAGUGAGUACAGUGCACGUGAAGUGCAGGUGUGGGUGUGCACGGGGGGAGCCUCUGGAUGUCGAGGCCGCAGCACUGGCAGUGUCAGUGGCAGUGAUGGCCCCUGCUCUGACGGAAGGCGGUCCUCAAAAGCCUGAAAAUUUGCUCCCUUCCCUUCCAGCUGGUGGGUUCCUUUCCCCAGAGCAGGCUGCACAAGUCUGUCAGAAUCGUGAAAUUCUGGCUAAAUUUGUUGUCUCUGCAAACGUUCAACCAUCAAAGAUCGACGAGCAGUGUUUACAUGGUAUAUCUAAGGAUCUUAUUCGUGAUGUCAUCAAUUCAAAAUAUGCUAAUGAUCUUGAUAGUUUGUCUACAUUUACGCACGGAUCUGACUUGAUUACAAAGAAGGCAUUAAUUAAAGAGGACUGCGAGCGACGAGAUACUCUGGACAAUCCAGAAAAAAAGGAGAUUGACAUUAUAAUGAACGACCCAUCUAUGGGUGAUCAAGCGGACAAUAUGGGUUUCUUAAAAUCAAGCGCAGACUUGCCUUUGGUAGGCUCAGAAGUUGCAGGAGACAAUAAAAAUCUGGACGUGGAUCAAAUAAUGGCCUUUAGUACUGAUAUAACUGCGGAUACUGAACAAUGCAACAUAGGCAAUGUCAGCGAUAUUGGGCAGAAUGUAGAAGAAAUUUUGCAAGUUAUUAAAUCUAUCGAAGGAGUAGAAAAUGCAGAAAACAUAUCUGCGGGUGUUAGUGAAACAGUGCCAAGCACUGUGGAUGGUGUAGAGAUGUUUUCUAUACCUGAGGAAGGAUUUCCUUCUUUUGCACGGGACUUACUUAACGAUGUUGAUGUCAUGAGUAUUUGCAACAACAUGAAUAUUGCAGAAACUGUGGACCAACCGAAACCUAACAAUUUAAAACUACAACAAGAUAUUGUUGCUCAGAAACAAUUUCAGAAUGAGAGGAGGUGUGCAUUUCUAUUAAGAAGACUGAGGAAGUUGCAGGCAAGAAUAAUAGGCAGGCAUGUAGCGGAAGAAAAUACAGGAGUUCUGGAACUUGCCCAUCAUGGAGUGAAAAAAUAUCUGUUUCAAGAAUUGGUUAAUAUCGGUUCUAAAUCUAAUGUUAGAAACUUUCCUGAAAUUAAUAGUAGUUUGAAUUCAUUUUUGCAAAAAAUUGAGAAAAUGUGUGUUGCUCAGAGCAAUAGUGUGAAUCGACAGCGAUUAUGUUGCCGAUAUUUUGGUGGUGGAUCACGUGACAGUUUAGGUGGUACUUCUGGCACUAAUGGCAACCGUCAGCCAGUGUUUGGUGCUCCCCAAAUUAAAGUUAAAGGUGAUGAAGUGGAAAACAUGGCUGGACCUUUGGCAACGCAAUUGCAUAUUGUAGAAUCUAAUCUUGACUCCGAUUGUACCGCAUCUAGUAGUGGUGGAGAAAGUUGUGAUGAAAUGCAGUCAUUUAAUAAUCCACAUCAGCAACAUUUAUCUAUAUCAAAAAGAGCAGCAUGGAGGUAUGCUCAAGAUCGUGCAGGGGUAGCUGCAAGAUGGACAUGGUUGCAAGCACAAAUAUCAGAUUUGGAAUAUAGAAUUAGGCAACAUAAUGAAUUGCAACGACAUAUUAGAGCUAAUAAGGGAUUAGUGAUACUUGAUAAUACAGAAACAGUAAACGGGUAUAGUGGCGUUUUACCAGGUUCCACAGGACGUUAUAAUUCACCAGAAGGUGAAUUAUCAGCUAGUAGAACACGACCAUUUGUGUGGAACUUUUAUAGAAAGAGGAAACUGUUACAAAUAGACAGGUUACAUGAAGUCUCGAAACGAGCAGCAAAAGCAUCAACAGUAAGAUGCAAUUGUGAUAAUGUAUUACCUCCAUGUGCUUUGUGUACUGGAAGAUUGGAUCCAAUGCAACCGCAGGAACCAAUUGAACAAAUGUCUAUACAAGAACGAGUUGCACUUGUCGAUUCUAGUUAUCAUCCUGUGUUGUCAUUUACUGAUGAAAUUACCCAAGGAACUCAUCUUGAAGCGAUUAUGAAAUCAGUGGAAUGGCAACAAAAAAUGCUAAGAGGAAAUUUACGAAUUACUCGGUUGAAGGAUAAAGAUAGUAAUGAGAGAAGGAAUAAAAAACUUCCAGGACAUAGAGCAAAAUAUGCUGCCCGGUUAAGAAAGUCAUCUUCAAGUAUUCUGACUGCAAGAAUCAAGAGAAAGAUGUUAAAGGGGAAAAGAAGUAGACUUGGACACGAUAGAAGUGUUCAUAGUUUGAGUAGAAAAAGGGUGCAAAAAUUGCCAACUGAAGAUGAUGAUGAUAUUAGCGCACUUUCCAGCUCUAGUAAACAUUCAUCUCCAGUGCCUUCUCCUUUGCACCAUACUACUACUUCUACAGAGAAAAAUACUGUUAAAGAGAAGAGUUCCACUUCUCAUGGGCGUUUAAGGCAGAAUUCAUAUGAUAUUGACAACAUUGUUAUACCAUAUAGCGUAGCUGCUUCAACUAGGCUUGAAAAAUUACAAUACAAAGAAAUAUUAACACCAAAGUGGAGGUUAUGCGAGGAACCUUCGAAAUUGGAUAUUAAGAAUGGCGUUAUGCAUAGGCCUAGUCAAGACAGUGAUUUUGAAGAUAUGUCGGAUGAAACUAUUGCUUUGAGGCAUGAACGCAGUGAAAGAGAAGAAAACAAACGCUUUAUGACAUACCUGAACAUGCCACAUCAGUCACGUAUUCGCCAUAAUCGUAGAACGGAUAGUCGAGCGGACAGCGGUGCAAAUACACCAGAUCCUAUGUCUCCACACGCAAGUGAUUUUGGUGGAGAUAUGAUGUCACCGAUUACAUCGCCUCCUGCGACUCCUUCUCAAGUUCAAGAUUCAGAACAUCAACAUAACUCUGAUACACAUCGAUCAUCUGCUUUACAAAAUGCGUUCCGACGUCGUACUACACCUACAUUAAGAUUAGGAAAGGAUGAUACGAGUACAUCGGUGAAUGAAGAUGAAAAUGAGAUUUUGCCAUACGAACCAAGGGUAUUUCCAUUAUCUGAAGAAGUUUAUGACAAAAUGCUGGAAGUAAUGCCAGAUGGGCAUUGGCAAGCUUCGUCAGCAUCUCUAUGCUCCCGAGAAGAAGAAAAAGCAGAUGAUGAUGGGGAAAUGGAUUGUCCAGAAUCAGAUUCAACGGAAUCAGCUUGUUGUGACAUAGAAGGUGAGGAUCCUAAUGAUCCUGAAUGGACAGUAGCUGACGAUAGGGAUACUGAAAAGGAACGAAUACGUCCGACGGCUAAAAGAUAGGAUAAAAUCUUUAAUAAAUACAAUAUGUCUACGUCGUCGUUACUAUAUGCAGAAGCUACCUGUCAAUUGUUAUAUAUACCAGUCGGUCAUGUAAUAUGCACCUUAAGUUAAUGGUAUUACGAAUCUGUAAAGUGUAUUAUAAAUAUAAAUUUUAUAACUUCAUUCUGCUUAAAUCAAUGGAAAACCUUAACGAUUGCUUUUUAAGUAUUGCUAUUUCGGCCAAAGCAUUAGAAUAGUAUAUCAAUCCUUUUAUUUAGGAUAAGGAUAUUGUUAUAUUUUUCUUUCACUGUUACAAAUAAUAACAGGGCAUAGUCCUUUAAAAGUUAGAAUCUCGUAUGAACAGAAUUAGAUAGUUUUAUACACACAUAUUAAAAAAUAUUUAGUAAAAAAAAUGAAAGUGUAUUUAUAUUAUAAUCAAAUCCUUAUAUUAAAUAAAAGUGCCAACUGAAAUGUUCUGUAACAUUACCCUUCGACGUUGCAUUAUUUCUAGUUGCGAAAUAAGUUUAUUGUAACAUAAUCGAGAACUACCCGACCAGAAUUCAAUUAUUACGAACACUUAUAAUUUAUUGUGUGUCCCUAUUAUUGUGUAUAACUACUACGCUUCGAUAUUUGUCUUCUGUUAUUAUUAUUAUAUUAUUAUUAUUAUUAUUUCUUGAAAUGAUUUCAUAAUUUUUGCAUCUCAUGUAACAGUCAAAAACAGUUUACAUAUAGACUCUUUAAAUAAUAUGUACAUACAUAAUUAUCUACAUUCACUUCACGAUUUUGUUCACAAAAUGCAGAGAUAGAACUAUCAAUUUAUGAACAAAUAAUACACUCAUUUCACUUUAGUUAUUGUAGAUAAGUGAAACAUUGAAAUUGGUUUAAAUUUCGGCAUUAAAGUAUUAUCUCAUAUUCUGUAUUUUGACUGUUAUGUUCUUACUACUUAUAAUUUAUGUAGCAUGACUUCAUGUUUAUUUAAGAAACAAGUUCAUUGUUUAAAAUCUCAUGUCACUGUGAUUUCGCGAUUUUUUAACAAUCUGUGAUAUUACAUGUAAUUUCUUUCUUAUUACAUUCUUUAUAUUUAGUCGAGCAUACAUAUAUUUAAACGUCGUGUGCUUAGAUUUUGUACAUCACAUUUUGAAUAAAGAUGAAUAGGCAGUAAUGGAAUUUAUUUUUCUUUGUAGAAUUUUAUUUUUCAGUUUUUA
Molecule: messenger RNA, 5558 nt
Organism: Nomia melanderi (Alkali bee)
Lineage: Eukaryota; Metazoa; Arthropoda; Insecta; Hymenoptera; Halictidae
Source: RefSeq, a predicted model, not a curated record